Haliotis rufescens (red abalone) is the source of this 1666-nucleotide messenger RNA. Its product is annotated as ADP-ribosylation factor-like. Gene Ontology annotation, cellular component: cytoplasm. Gene Ontology annotation, biological process: intracellular protein transport; vesicle-mediated transport. The record is from RefSeq and is a predicted model, not a curated record. Gene Ontology annotation, molecular function: GTP binding; GTPase activity. Bases 128 to 937 code for a protein of 269 amino acids. The transcript is spliced from 5 exons. Lineage: Eukaryota; Metazoa; Mollusca; Gastropoda; Lepetellida; Haliotidae.
UCGCUGUGAGGAGCUUGCCGCGAACGGACUAUCGCUGUGAGGAGCUUGGCGAAACAUAUAAACAGUGACGGAGAAGGAAGAAGUGUGGAGGAACGCGGGUUAGGCGUUUAUAUCCUGAUGACGGUGAAUGAAACCGCUGACUUUGGAGGAGUACUACCGUCAAACGAACUUCACGUUUAUAACUACACAGAAAACGACGAAAAUGGGACAUUCUCUCUGUAAACUUGCAACACUCGGGUGGAAGAAAGAUAUGAAAAUUAUUAUAUUUGGUCUUGAUGCUGCUGGAAAAACAACCAUUCUGUACGUCCUAACGCAAGGAGAAGUGGUGACAACCAUUCCUACAAUUGGUUUUAAUGUGGAGCAUUUUACACAUAAGAAUAUCAGAAUAGUGGCGUGGGAUGUUGGCGGAAGGGACAAAGCUCGGAGCUUGUACCGACACUACUUCCCUGGAGCAUCAGCACUCAUGUUUGUCAUAGACAGCACUGAUCAGGAUAGGCUUGAAGAGAUGACUGAUGAGGUGAAGAGAUUGGUGAUGGACCCAGAGCUGGGAGAGGCUGUGAUUCUGCUCCUGGCCAACAAGCAGGACAUGGGCUCGGCCAUGAGUGUGGAGGAGAUCAAGGAAAAAAUGAACUACAACAAAUUAUGUGAGCAAAGACCUUCUGGGAAAAAAAUGAACAUAUUUGGAUGUUCAGCAGUGACGCCUGAGGGUCAAGGUGACUUGCUUAAGGCACUGGAUUGGCUGAGUGAAGAAUUGGUGCCGAAGUCUGGCUACUGGUUCCAGUCCUGGUAUUCAUCUGAAACUGGGAAAACGAAGGACAAAACUAAUAAGGCUCCAUCCCAGGAAGGCUCAGAUAGUGACAAGAAACCCUGGACAUUCUCAUCUUAUGUGAAGGGGACGAUUACAACUUUCAAAAGCUUGCUGCCAAGAUUGUGGUAGAACUUCAUAUGAUAAAGAACUUUCUGUGAUAUGACUCUGGGGAUUCCAGUUUAGAAUUGAAACCUACGCUGGUCGUAAGAAGUGAUUAAAUGGACUGAUUGCUCAGGCUCGCUGACUUGAUUGAUAGCGUGUCAGUGUGUCCCCGAUGGUGUGGAUUGUUUCUCAUCAUAUCAAUUACGGGUUUGUCUGGCCCAGACCACUUACGUUAUUGUUCUGCAAGUCGGGUUGAGUGAUGGAGGAAGCAUGUGCAAACUAUGGUUUAAGGAAUAAGAUUUUGUGAUGUAUAUUUUAUGUGCAUUUCAGUUACUUUUACUUUCAUCAAUAGUGAUACGUAAACAUCAAUUGGCCAACCUUGCUCCUUUCCUGAACGGCAAAGAAAGGUCUCUUUUCAGCAGAGUGACCUAAACAUCACUGGACAUAGCUUAUUAAUGUUUAUUUGCAUGCCCUCAAGCAAGACAUAUACGUUUGUCAUACACCUUUUCGUGUAUUAGAGCUAUGCCAGUAGAAGCCGGAGCACCGGUCAAAUUCUGAAAGUAGGCCUAAUAUACUUCAUUGCACCGUUUCCUUGCUGUAUCCAACUGUGAUAUUGUUUGUUGUUUAUCAUGUUUAUGGAUACAAUUGUAUUUGGAUAUUGAUUGAACAUUUGUUACUGUUGUUGAAUAUCAUAUUUUAUAUCAGGGUGUUUUAUGACAUGACAACUAUAACCAUGUAAUAAAAGAAUAUAUUUUA